UAGAAAUAAUUCUGAAAUAAUUCCUUUGUAAUAUUUAAAAUAAUUUAUAUUUUAUCACAUGAAGCACAUUGUUACCUGAGCAAAAGUUUUUAGUGUUUAACGAUCAUUCCACUGAAUAAAUACUACGUUUUUUUCUUUAAAUUAUUGUUAGUUUACUUCUCCGUUUCACAAAUAAAUUAACAAAAGUCAUUAAUUAAAUGAAUACAGGACAUUUCAGUUAGAGUAAGUUUUGAUGCUCUCUGUGUAUUUUUCAAACGCGUUCCGGAUGUUUGGCCUCCGCCGCGCGCCGUAGUUUUGGUUUCGCUUUCACCCGCCGUCACCAUAGCAACGACUGACAACAUCCCAUCCGGCAGCGCGCUGGAGUCAUAAACUUCACCAGCUGAUGUGAUCAAUCACAUGUGAUUAUUAUUACAGUAUUAUUCAUGCGUCUGCGCCGUUCUGGAUGAGAGACAUGAGUGAGCUCCAUCUGAGCCUCGACUGUGAAGAAGAAGAUGAAAAAUCAUCAUCAGCAGACAUGCUUUACCUGAGCAGAAGAGCCCUGAAGAACAUCCCAGCAUCCGUGUUAAACAUGACACAUCUAAAGAGUCUGUAUCUGGAGGGGAAUGAGAUCCGCAGCCUUCCGGAGCGUUUCUUCAGCAGUUUGUCGUCUCUGGUCUGGCUGGAUGUGAGGAACAAUCGACUCACAGGUUUACCAGCCGCCAUCGGACAACACCGGUGCUUGAAGACGUUGCUGUUGGAGGGCAACCCGAUCUCAGCGCUUCCUCCAGAGCUGGGUCACGUGAUCUCGCUGAAGGCCUUGAGUCUGAGGAAGUGUCCGCUCACGUCUCCUCCUCGAGACGUCUUGGACCGUGGCCUGCCUUCCAUUCUCCGUUACCUGCGCUCCUCACAACUGGGUGAAGGUGAAAGAAACCUGAGAGCGAGGUGUAGAUGUGUGUGUGUGUGUGUGUGUGUGUGUGUGUGCCAUCUGUGGCUUUGCAUAAAAAGGAUGGCCUGCCUCAAAAAUAGCUCCUUGCCCUGGUUCUGCUCGACUGGUGUGAGAUCUGUUCCCUUGGAGACGCUCGUGAAGCUCAGCUGGAUUCUGGCGCUGCUGCGAAAACGAUCAAUAACCCCAGACGCAAUAAUCUCACACUCAUUAGACUGACGAGCGAUAAAGUCAGCUCUCGUCUGAUUACACACUGCAUUACUGAGGAAUGAUGCUGAGAUCUUAAUGAGGUUUAAAAUGAAAAUCAAAUAAUCAGCAGGAGUGCGGUUCGAUUGGAGAGACUCUCAAUAUGUGGCCGAAAAACCACAACUCUAACCUCAUUAAAUCCUAAAUCAGGGUACCGACUGAACCAGAGCUAUUUUAGUGUUAUUUGAUUUUAUUAGUGCUGUCAAAUGAUUA
Molecule: messenger RNA, 1381 nt
Organism: Onychostoma macrolepis
Lineage: Eukaryota; Metazoa; Chordata; Actinopteri; Cypriniformes; Cyprinidae
Product: leucine-rich repeat-containing protein 27-like
Exons: 4
Coding region: 443-1141 (232 amino acids)
Molecular function (GO): protein binding
Source: RefSeq, a predicted model, not a curated record